AAUAAACGCAAAUUCCCUUCCAAUUAGUCAGGCAACGAGACGAGUUCCAGCAAAUGUAGUUAGGAGCACUUCAGCUCUCGUUUUACGAUUUUGCUUGCUUAGUGCGGGCUGUUUGAAGUACCAAUAAAGACGCACUACCACCACGUUGAAGUUGAGAAAUUGGACCCUUCAGUAACAGCAUUCUGUCUCUUACAAUACAUAAUAACGUGUAGCAAUGGACUCUUCCCCCAGUGAGUUUUUGAAUAAGGUGAUCGGAAAACCUGUGUUCAUUCGUCUUAAUUCCGGUGUUGACUACAAAGGAAUCCUUAGUUGUUUGGAUGGAUACAUGAAUCUUGCCCUUGAGAAUACCGAAGAGUAUGUUAACGGAAAAAAAACUAACGAAUACGGAGAUGCGUUUAUUCGUGGAAAUAAUGUAUUGUAUGUCUCUGCUAUUCGUGAAUAAAUGGGAUGCUAUAAAAAUGGAAAGAAAGUAUCAAUCAAUGACUACAUGAAAGCUGAACAAAUAAAAAGUUUUGUAGAAUGGGGCAUUGGAAGCGAAGUUGGAGAGCA
This is a messenger RNA of Schizosaccharomyces japonicus yFS275, 549 nucleotides long. RefSeq names its product U6 snRNP-associated protein Lsm6. The transcript is spliced from 3 exons. The coding region runs from base 215 to 442 and encodes 75 amino acids. Gene Ontology annotation, biological process: mRNA splicing, via spliceosome. Gene Ontology annotation, cellular component: Sm-like protein family complex; nucleus; cytoplasm. Gene Ontology annotation, molecular function: U2 snRNA binding; poly(U) RNA binding; RNA binding. The record is from RefSeq and is a predicted model, not a curated record. Lineage: Eukaryota; Fungi; Ascomycota; Schizosaccharomycetes; Schizosaccharomycetales; Schizosaccharomycetaceae.